Molecule: messenger RNA, 3752 nt
Organism: Aplysia californica (California sea hare)
Lineage: Eukaryota; Metazoa; Mollusca; Gastropoda; Aplysiida; Aplysiidae
Exons: 5
Coding region: 495-2843 (782 amino acids)
Source: RefSeq, a predicted model, not a curated record
ACAGGCAACAAAAUGUAUAACCUAUACGUGCUCUGGUGUGGUUUGUUCCUUCUUUCUUAUAAAAAAAUCUAUCGUCCUUAUCUCUCCUUCUUUUUUUUUGUAUGUUACUCUCUUGUACAGUAACACAUCUCACACAUUUAUUCUUCAGCUCUUAUAUGACUUUAUUGUGUUUCAAGUGCCGUAAAACUCUCACGAAAACUAAAAGGCCUAUAGGCCUAUCUAUGUGUGUAUAGUUUAUAGUGUAGAUUGUGUUGACGCUCUGGGCCCUGGAUCGACUCUGCCCAUUUCGUGAGGCUAGGCCUAGCCCAAGGAGAUUAAAAGUAAAAGUUUAGAUCUAGAACUAACUUGGGCUAGGCUAGCCAAAUACAACUAGGCCUAAGCAGUGUAGGCACUAGGCCCAGGCCUAGUCUAGGCUAGUUCUUGCGAACCUGGCUUCCACUUCCGGUACCUGAAUUCUAAGUAAAUGGCCGACCAGUUCAAGAGAAGGAUUGUUGAUGAAAAGAAGAUCUUCUCAGAGUGCAACACAAUGGUCUGUUCAACAAUUGGAGCAUAAGUGUCAUAUUGGGAUUAAAGUACUGACCGAAAACAUGGCGUCUGCUGACCCUAGGCAGGAUGAUAUUCAGACAGAUGCUGAACUAGAACCUGAAUACCUUUCAGACAGGCCAACUGAUUUCGAAGUUCAGCCCAAAUCAUGUAUGCAAGAGAAGCAAGAUAAUGAUGAGGCAUCUGUUAGUUCAUUGGUGACAGCUUUUUCUGUAGUCCAGAUUCGGAGGCCGGCUGAAUCAGAAGACAUUGAUGAUUAUCAAAACUUUAUUUACUUAAUGCCUCAAAAACUGAAAGAAGACCACUGUGAUAUAUUAAUAAUUAAUGCAGAGGAAGAUUAUCACCAGGCACUUGAUUUCAAAAAACAUUUGGAGAAGGACAUAAUUGUCAUUAUGCACGGUCUCAGUCUUACACCAAGGGUCAAACUUUUGGCUGAAUUUCAUUCUGAUUCUCCGCACAAUCAUUUGGAUUUUGCUUUUUCUAAAACUCUGUAUGUAUUCUUGUUCAUCACAAAACAAUUUUGCUUAAAUGAAGAGACCCUUUUGCAAGGCCAUGCAGUUUUGGUAGACACCAUCAAGAAUAAAACAAAAAGGUGGUGUGUUGUACCUGUUCAUACAGAACCUUCAAAAAGUGUGGAUUACAAAUUACCUAUGUUAUUGGGAAGUCUUAGACCCAUUAAAUAUUGGAGUAAGGAUCAGUUUUACACAGACUCAGUUCGGAACCUACUUCAAGGAAGAAUAGCAAGUCGUCUCUUAAAAGAUGCAAAUCUUAACAAGGAGCGGAAGGCUUAUUUUGAAGCAAAAAAAAAUACACUGAAGCAAAAACGUGCUGAGUUGAUACGACACACAGAUGAGCUCAAACAAAAAGAGAGUCAGGGCACAGCUCUUAAAGCCCGUUUCACUCCUACAGGCUCUUCUCAAAGUUCUCAAGGACUAAGUCUUGAAGAAUCUAGUCAAGGAAUUGUCAGAGAAGUGAAAGAUGCUUGUAAGGGGAUAAAAGAGACAGAUGCUCAAAGAAGUAGCAGCAUUAGGCCUACAGAGCCUUCCAGCACAGGGAAUAUUAAGUAUAAACAAACUUCAGGAACUGUAACAGAAUCAAAACUGGAUGUGUACCCUGAAGUGCAUGCAAAGGUGUCUCCUUUUUAUCCACCUAUUUCAAAUAUGUAUACGUAUCCCUGUUUUGUUCCACCUGCAUAUGCUGACAGUUCAUCUGAUAUUCAAGUGGAUGGACCAUCAUUAGAAGUAGAUGAAAAUUACAUACGUAAUAUGGUUGAACGACGUACUAUGAUGCAAGGGAAUGAGAAUGUUACUAGUGGAAAUGUUGUGUAUGACCCUUCAACAGUAGCUGGACAUGGAAUACUAUACCCAGGACCGGGGAUGCCACCUAUGUACCAUGGAUACCCUCAUCUACACAUGUACUAUCCCCAAUUUCAUCAGUUUCAUCCUCAUGUAGUCGGAGGACCUGUCCCACCUCCACAGUUGUUACAACAUCACUCACGUUUUCCUACUGAGAGUCAACCAUCUUCCCAGUACAGCUUUGCUUCUUCCACUGAGGCUGUGGCGUCCAGUGGCUCAGCACUUUUCACUCCCCCACUCUCCAGUCAGUACCAGCCAAGACCUUACUCCUUUCCUCUGCCUGUUGACACUGCUUCUUACCCUUCUCAGCCGGCCGUCAGCAGCGUUCAGGGGGAGACUUCACAGGGGUCCGUGUGUUCUGAGAAUCCUGGUGCACCCUCUGAAACCAGUGUAAAGUCGUCUGCUCAACUUCGUCCACAACAGGACUCUAAUAUUGGCUCAUUAGGUGUCUCUGCCGUGGGUGGAAGUAAUACAUCUAGUGGCAGUAGUGGCCAGCCUGUGGUAACCCAGCACAUUCACCAUCAUCACAAAACCAUAAGCAUUAAGUCUGUAGAGAACUUAACCAUUGGAACCAAGUCUAAGAUAUCUGUUCGCAAUCAACCAUCCCCUGGUGUGAGUAGAGUCCUAGAUGACGAAAGCAUUGACUCUGAAGAGGACAGCAGCGGAGAUGAAGACCCUGACAGUGAUGAUGGUGAUGACAACUGUGAAGCACAAGCAUCUUCAGAAAGUACUCAGGCUUUGUCAGGGAGUCAAAGGUCAAGUGUGCCUUCUGCUGAUGGCUGUCCAUCGAGUAGUCAAGGUGAUGAAGUUGCUGCUCCUCAAAUGGCAUUCCCUGAAUGCCCCAGACCUGUAACUGAAAGUAUGAGCAGUGAGGGGAUGCGAGGAUCUCGAAAUCAGAAACCUACGGAGGAUGAUGAAAGAACUUCUGUUAAACAAUGUUAUUGAAGGGUUUAUGUUACAAUAGUGUCUGCCUGAGAUCUAAUAAUAGUAGUAAUUGCAUAAAAUUUAUAUAGCACUUAUCUAUGUCUCUGCAGACCUUAGAACACCCAGAAACAUUCUCGGCUUUCCGGGGAGCACUGACAAACUGACAGGAUCUUUCGCUGCCUAUAGCUGGGCACCCAUUCUCACCUAUUUGAAGUGAGGAAAAUUCGUGUAAACAGUAAAGUGCCUUCCCAAAAGAUACAACGCUGGGCCCCUUAUAGGAUUCGAACCCACGACUUUAUGGUUGCGAGUUGGGAGACUUUCUCAUUACGAACGUGAGAUGAUGUAUUAAUACAAUACAACACUGAUUAGAGGAAUAAAAGUAUGCCCAGUGAACAUGGCAUUAUAUGAGGUAACUUGCCAUGCAGGACUAAGGCUCAGAUGACUUGACAUGUGAAUGUGAUGGCCUAAAUAGUCACAGAACUUGAUCACACACAUGCACAUGGGUGUUUGUGAAAACCACUGGUGGUAUAGUGAAUGUGAAUCGUGGCUGGUCCAGUAGUUUUUGCUCUUAAAAAAACAUACAGGUUUCAUCAGGCCUGUAUCAGGCACUCAUCAGUUUUUGGGCUUGUGGAGUUAUUGGUAACAUCUGAAAGCUGAUUUAUUUGCCUUGCUUCCAAUGAAAUAAAUAGCUGUUUGUCUUGAAUAGAACUCUAGAUAUUUGUGAUUGAAGGAAAUGAGGUCACCUGGUUUCAGCGUUGAAAUGAGCAAGAAAAUGGCUGGUGACUCCGAUAGCUAAAGAGUAUUCUAAAACUGAAUAAUGACAUGUUUUGAGCCUUUAAUCAAUGUUUUUCAGUAAAAUUCACAUUGAAAUGUGUUUUUAUAUGGACAUAAAAGGUGUUGAGUCAAAAAAAAAAAAAAAUUGGAAAAAAA